AUGCAGUUUUUUGGCAUGGAAGAGGACGCCGAGAAUAAUUUGCCACCUGUUCCAAAGAGUUCACUAGGACUGAACUGGCCUGGCACCGCCUGGGUGGGUGCUGGUCUACAUACUGGCGAGGUGUCGCUAGUGCAGUCAGCAACUGUCCCAGAGAGUUCGCUAGGACUGAACUGGCCUGGCACCGCCUGGGUGGGUGCUGGUCUAAAUACUGGCGAGGUGCCGCAAGUGCAGUCGGCAACUGGCCCAGAGAGUUCGCUAGGACUGCACUGGCCUGGCACUGCCUGGGUGGGUGCUGGUCUAAAUACUGGCGAGGUGCCGCAAGUGCAGUCAGCAACUGUCCCAGAGAGUUCGCUAGGACUGCACUGGCCUGGCACCGCCUGGGUGGGUGCUGGUCUAAAUACUGGCGAGGUGCCGCAAGUGCAGUCGGCAACUGUCCCAGAGAGUUCGCUAGGACUGCACUGGCCUGGCACCGCCUGGCCUGGCACCGCCUGGGUAGGUGUUGGUCUAAAUACCGGCGAGGUGUCGCUAGUGCAGUCGGCAACUGUCCCAGAGAGUUCGCUAGGACUGCACUGGCCUGGCACCGCCUGGGUGGGUGCUGGUCUAAAUACUGGCGAGGUGCCGCAAGUGCAGUCGGCAACUGGCCCAGAGAGUUCGCUAGGACUGCACUGGCCUGGCACUGCCUGGGUGGGUGCUGGUCUAAAUACUGGCGAGGUGCCGCAAGUGCAGUCAGCAACUGUCCCAGAGAGUUCGCUAGGACUGCACUGGCCUGGCACCGCCUGGGUGGGUGCUGGUCUAAAUACUGGCGAGGUGCCGCAAGUGCAGUCGGCAACUGUCCCAGAGAGUUCGCUAGGACUGCACUGGCCUGGCACCGCCUGGCCUGGCACCGCCUGGGUAGGUGUUGGUCUAAAUACCGGCGAGGUGUCGCUAGUGCAGUCGGCAACUGUCCCAGAGAGUUCGCUAGGACUGCACUGGCCUGGCACCGCCUGGGUGGGUGCUGGUCUAAAUACUGGCGAGGUGCCGCAAGUGCAGUCGGCAACUGUCCCAGAGAGUUCGCUAGGACUGCACUGGCCUGGCACUGCCUGGGUGGGUGCUGGUCUAAAUACUGGCGAGGUGCCGCAAGUGCAGUCGGCAACUGGCCCAGAGAGUUCGCUAGGACUGCACUGGCCUGGCACCGCCUGGGUGGGUGCUGGUCUAAAUACCGGCGAGGUGCCGCAAGUGCAGUCAGCAACUGUCCCAGAGAGUUUGCUAGGACUGCACUGGCCUGGCACCGCCUGGGUGGGUGCUGGUCUAAAUACUGGCGAGGUGCCGCAAGUGCAGUCGGCAACUGUCCCAGAGAGUUCGCUAGGACUGCACUGGCCUGGCACCGCCUGGGUGGGUGCUGGUCUAAAUACUGGCGAGGUGCCGCAAGUGCAGUCGGCAACUGGCCCAGAGAGUUCGCUAGGACUGCACUGGCCUGGCACCGCCUGGGUGGGUGCUGGUCUAAAUACCGGCGAGGUGCCGCAAGUGCAGUCGGCAACUGUCCCAGAGAGUUUGCUAGGACUGCACUGGCCUGGCACCGCCUGGCCUGGCACCGCCUGGGUAGGUGUUGGUCUAAAUACCGGCGAGGUGUCGCUAGUGCAGUCGGCAACUGUCCCAGAGAGUUCGCUAGGACUGCACUGGCCUGGCACCGCCUGGGUGGGUGCUGGUCUAAAUACUGGCGAGGUGCCGCAAGUGCAGUCGGCAACUGUCCCAGAGAGUUCGCUAGGACUGCACUGGCCUGGCACCGCCUGGGUGGGUGCUGGUCUAAAUACUGGCGAGGUGCCGCAAGUGCAGUCAGCAACUGUCCCAGAGAGUUCGCUAGGACUGCACUGGCCUGGCACCGCCUGGGUGGGUGCUGGUCUAAAUACUGGCGAGGUGCCGCAAGUGCAGUCGGCAACUGGCCCAGAGAGUUCGCUAGGACUGCACUGGCCUGGCACUGCCUGGGUGGGUGCUGGUCUAAAUACUGGCGAGGUGCCGCAAGUGCAGUCAGCAACUGUCCCAGAGAGUUCGCUAGGACUGCACUGGCCUGGCACCGCCUGGGUGGGUGCUGGUCUAAAUACUGGCGAGGUGCCGCAAGUGCAGUCGGCAACUGUCCCAGAGAGUUCGCUAGGACUGCACUGGCCUGGCACCGCCUGGCCUGGCACCGCCUGGGUAGGUGUUGGUCUAAAUACCGGCGAGGUGUCGCUAGUGCAGUCGGCAACUGUCCCAGAGAGUUCGCUAGGACUGCACUGGCCUGGCACCGCCUGGGUGGGUGCUGGUCUAAAUACUGGCGAGGUGCCGCAAGUGCAGUCGGCAACUGUCCCAGAGAGUUCGCUAGGACUGCACUGGCCUGGCACUGCCUGGGUGGGUGCUGGUCUAAAUACUGGCGAGGUGCCGCAAGUGCAGUCGGCAACUGGCCCAGAGAGUUCGCUAGGACUGCACUGGCCUGGCACCGCCUGGGUGGGUGCUGGUCUAAAUACCGGCGAGGUGCCGCAAGUGCAGUCAGCAACUGUCCCAGAGAGUUUGCUAGGACUGCACUGGCCUGGCACCGCCUGGGUGGGUGCUGGUCUAAAUACUGGCGAGGUGCCGCAAGUGCAGUCGGCAACUGUCCCAGAGAGUUCGCUAGGACUGCACUGGCCUGGCACCGCCUGGGUGGGUGCUGGUCUAAAUACUGGCGAGGUGCCGCAAGUGCAGUCGGCAACUGGCCCAGAGAGUUCGCUAGGACUGCACUGGCCUGGCACCGCCUGGGUGGGUGCUGGUCUAAAUACCGGCGAGGUGCCGCAAGUGCAGUCGGCAACUGUCCCAGAGAGUUUGCUAGGACUGCACUGGCCUGGCACCGCCUGGGUGGGUGCUGGUCUAAAUACUGGCGAGGUGUCGCAAGUGCAGUCGGCAACUGUCCCAGAGAGUUAG
This is a messenger RNA of Schistocerca gregaria, 2907 nucleotides long. RefSeq lists its product as uncharacterized. Bases 1 to 2907 code for a protein of 968 amino acids. The transcript is spliced from 6 exons. NCBI's taxonomy places the organism in Eukaryota, Metazoa, Arthropoda, Insecta, Orthoptera, Acrididae. The record is from RefSeq and is a predicted model, not a curated record.